This is a messenger RNA of Aphidius gifuensis, 733 nucleotides long. RefSeq lists its product as uncharacterized. The transcript has 4 exons. The coding region runs from base 112 to 579 and encodes 155 amino acids. Lineage: Eukaryota; Metazoa; Arthropoda; Insecta; Hymenoptera; Braconidae. The record is from RefSeq and is a predicted model, not a curated record.
CCCCUGUGUACAUAUCUCACUCAAACAAAAGCCUUGGCAGUGAAUGACAGCUUUAUUCAUCACAAAUCAAAACUGUAACAUAAAAAAUAACAACAUUAUAUUAAUAAAACAAUGGCAACAUCUGGGCUAUUAACAUUUGGAAUAUUAAUGAAGUUAAAAAAAAAAGAUUAUGCAGCAGGAAAAGUUACACCAAUUCUUCAAGUAUUGGAUGUAUCAAGAAUCAAAUCAUCAGUUUACUUACUCGUUGUAUCUGAUGGAGAAAUGACAUCAUUUGCAAAAUUAAUUGUAGAUCCAGAAACAUACAAAAUUAAAGUUGAUCGAUACUCAAUCAUUGAAUUGGUUGAAUACGAAUCAUGCUGGGCCAAGUAUGACACAAAAUACACAUUGUUGAUCCAUGAAUUGAUUAUUAAAAAACGUGGUAAAUACAUCAAAGGAAAAAUUGAUUCAACAACAGUUGAUGUAUAUUGUUCUUCACCCAGUGAACAAUCAAAUAUGAGCUGGGAAAGUAUGAGUGAUGACUCCAAUGAAUCCAAUGACUCCAAGGUCUCUUUUGAACUUAUAUACACAAUAACCAUAUAAUUUAGUUUACAUUUUACCGGUCAAAAUAUUAUUAAAAAUUAUUUUUUAACAACAAACAAUUCAUUGAGUUAAUCCGAUGCAAAAUAAUUACAUUAUCAUUGUGUCUUCAAACAAUAUGUAAAAAUGACAUACAAUCAUUAUUUCGAUUUUGUCU